AUGGUGCACGAAUUGACUGAAGCUUGUGCGAAGGGAGGAUUCCGCCUAUUGAAGUGGACAAGUAACAGCAGUGAAGUUUUGGCCAGUAUUCCUGAGUCACAGCGCUCCAAGAUCAUCAGGGGGCUUAAUCUGGAUCAAAAGGCAAGCUCCGUUGAAACAGCUCUUGGUCUUCAUUGGUGCAUAGACGCAGACGUUUUGACCUUUAGGAUAGCCAUACAAGAGCGCCCACAUACAAGACGUGGCAUAUUGUCUGUGGUGUCGUCCAUCUAUGACCCUUUGGGUUUUCUUGCACCAUUUACUUUGCCUGUUAAAAGGAUGCUGCAGGAGAUGUGUAGGCUGAACAUUGGCUGGGAUGCCAGCAUACCUUGUGUCUUCUCCGAGCAGUGGUCCAAAUGGCUGGCUAAUCUCCAUCAAAUCACUGAGUUCACAGUGGACCGGUGUAUCAAGCCAAAGGACUUUGGAACACCUACUCGCCUGCAGUUGCAUCACUUUUCCGAUGCCAGUGAGUAUGGCUAUGGAACUGCAUCAUAUCUCAGGAUGGAGAAUGAAAGAAACCAUGUCAGUAUUGCUUUUAUAUUGGGCAAGGCCAGGGUCGCUCCUUUAAAGCAAACAACAAUUCCUCGUCUUGAGCUGACUGCUGCUGUCCUGGCUGUUAGGGUGGACAAGAUGCUGAAGAGGGAGUUGCAGCUUGAUCUGCACCCAUCAGUAUUCUGGACAGAUAGCACAACUGUUUUAAAGUAUAUUGGAAACGAGACCAGGAGGUUUCAUACGUUUGUGGCCAAUAGGGUGGCCGUAAUCAGAAAUGAAACAGAUAUUGUACAGUGGAGACAUAUUGGCACAAGACUGAAUCCAGCAGAUGAGGCAUCCAGGGGUCUAAGUGCUGAAGAAUUCCUUGCAUGCGAACGGUGGCUGAAGGGACCAGAAUUUCUCUCAAGGGGGGAAGUGGAAUGGCCUAAGACCAUCAUGGAACAACCUGUAAUCCCUGUGGAUGACCCUGAGGUGAAAAAAGACCCACUGGUGAAUGCCUUUGUCUCCCAUAGUCUACUGAAUGCAACAAAGGUGUUUUUAAGCUAUUUUUCAGAUUUUAAGAAGCUGAGAACUUCUGUGGCAUGGAUGCUUAGACUCAGAGACAUGCUUCUAACCUUGUCCCAAAGGAGAAAGGUUCUUGAAGCCUCCGAAAGUAUUGGUCAUGAUAAAGGAGGCCGAAGAAAUGACUAUCUUUAUGCUGAGAUGCAAAGGGAAAAAUUGGCACUCUGUGGACAGUCACUGACAACAGGUGACCUUGAGAGGGCAGAAGGUGCCAUCAUUUGUUUUUCCCAGCAAGAGAGGUUUUCUGAUGAGAUUGUGGUUUUGAAAAACGGAGGAUCUGUCAAACGAAACAGCGACCUCUACAAGCUGGACCCAGUGUUGGAGGACGGAUUGCUGCGGGUCGGAGGAAGGCUCAGUAGGGCUGCCAUGCCUGAAGUUGAAAAACAUCCUGUCCUUCUUUCUAAAGAGCAACAUGUGUCCAAACUCCUCUUGAAGCAUAUCCAUCAACAGUUGGGUCACGCAGGUAGAAAUCAUAUGCUCUCUUCUCUCAGGAAGCAAUACUGGAUUACUCAUGCCAAUUCUGCCUGCAGGAAGGUCAUCUCUGAGUGUGUAGUUUGUCGCCGUCUCCAAGGAAAGACAGGGGUACAGAAAAUGGCCGAUUUACCAGUAGAGAGAAUUGUGCCAGAUUUACCUGCAUUCACAAAUGUGGGCGCCGACUACUUCGGGCCAGUAGAGGUGAAGAAAGGCCGGGGCAGAGCGAAGCGCUACGGCGUUCUCUUUACCUGCAUGACGAGUAGGGCAGUUCAUCUUGAAGUUGCUUAUGCUUUAGACACUGACUCAUGCAUAAAUGCCAUUCGCCGCUUCAUGUGUCGCAGAGGUCAGGUGACACAUCUGACAUCAGACAAUGGUACUAACUUUAUAGGAGCUGAGCGGGAGUUAAGGGAAGCCAUUGCUGAGUUAGACCACCAGAAGAUUCAGCAUGCCUUAUUGCAGAGUGGUCUAGCAUGGUCCUUUAACCCUCCAGCUGGGUCUCACUAUGGGGGGGUUUGGGAGCGUCUUAUUCGUCUUGCGAAAAGGGUCCUCUUUUCCACGCUCAGACUUCAAACACUGGACGAUGAAGGGUUUCACACCAUUCUUUGCGAAGUCGAAGCCAUUCUCAAUAGUCAUCCCAUUACAAAGGCCUCUGAGGAUGUGAAUGACCUUGAAGCACUUACACCCAAUCACAUCCUGCUCUUGAAGUCAAAGCCACACCUCCCUCCUGGGCUCUUUUGUAAAGAUGAUCUGUACAUGAAGAGAAGAUGGAGGCAGGUGCAGUUUUUAUCUGAUCUCUUUGGAAGCGCUGGGUGA
Molecule: messenger RNA, 2376 nt
Organism: Onychostoma macrolepis
Lineage: Eukaryota; Metazoa; Chordata; Actinopteri; Cypriniformes; Cyprinidae
Exons: 1
Coding region: 1-2376 (791 amino acids)
Biological process (GO): DNA integration
Molecular function (GO): nucleic acid binding
Source: RefSeq, a predicted model, not a curated record